AUGAAAAGGUUUUUUCCCACGGAAGACACGCACCUCAUCUUUCAGCGGGAACUCGCGCCUCUGUCGGAUUUGAAGCACGACAAUGUCAUCAAAGUGCUGACGGCGUUCCUCGACGGGGGGCUCAUGCAUGCCGUCUUUGAGCUCCUCGACCACAGCAUUGUUGACGAGGUGGAGAUGAAAGGCUGCGGUCUGGAGGGUCCGACGGUCAAGGAAUACAGUUUCCAGAUCCUCACCGCAGUGGACUUCAUCCACAACCACAAUAUAAUGCAUCGAGACAUCAAGCCAGAUAACCUGCUGGUCUCGCACUCGGGAGUCCUCAAGUUGGCCGACUUUGGCUCCAGCCGCACGUCCAACCAUGCGUCCAACCAUGCGUUUAACCAUACGUCCAACCAUGCUGCCGCACCGCUCACACGGGAUGCUGGCACGUUGUGGUUCCGUGCACCAGAGAUGCUGUUGAUGGACCCUGACUACGACAAGCCUGCUGAUGUAUGGGCCGUUGGGUGCACCUUGGUGUUCAUGGCCACGGGAAACCACUUCCUGAGAGGCGAAAUAACCCCGAAACAAAUCAAGAUGAUUCUAAGCAAAGUGGGACCUCUGACUGCCAUCCAGGAGCAGCAAUAUUACGCCCAAGAGUUUGGGGCCCUGCCCGUGGUGCUCCCCCCCACCGACCUGAUGGAGAAGUACGGCCUCUCCGACCUCCUGCUGGCUCAGCUAGUGGAGAUGUGUCUGCAGAUGGACCCGGUGGACAGGUGGGGGUGCUCUGCGCUGCUGAGACACCCAUACUUCACCCAAGAUCAUUUCCACGAGAGGUUUCCCAAGGAGCUGCAGAAGAUGGUCGACCAGGAUCAGUCUGUCGCCCCCAUGGUGGAGCAAGAGUUGUUCCCACCAAUUACAACAUGGGAAAAUAUCCUGGAACACAAUAACAGUCCUGCGGUGGAGAAAGAAGAUGAGGAAAAGUGCUGCUGUCUCCCUACUUGUGAACAUUUACGGGAACUUUGGAAGGACAUAACAGAAGCACUCUGGAGAACCAUCGGCAAAGGCUGGGGCUUGUUGAGGUAAAAAUGUAGAGAUAAUGCACCGACACGUCAAGGCCGAAGCUCCACUCUCUAGACAUUCCUGCGACGACUCCUCCAGCGGUGUUUCCAAUCUUCUUGAUCCUGCAUGCAGCUGGCUAGCUCGGCUGCGCUUUCUGCUGCUACAUCUUUCCGUAUGGGGGCCAGUGAUUGUGGGAAGCCUAAAGCGUGUUCGGCCAUGCGAUUGGACAAUCGACAUUCUUGGAGCGGGUGAUACGAAGAAAAAAAAAAUGCAAUGCAUUGUGGCUGUAGACUGUCCGGUUGAUCUUUCACUUCAUGGGCCAGGAGGUUUCUUAUUUAUCAUUGUGGAUUAAAUCAUUCAAUGUCCUGCUUUUGUCUCAUGUCACCCCUUGAUGGCACUAUUGCAUUGUUUGGAAUACUUCUCGGUUUUUUAGCAGCAUAUUCAUGGCCAUACAAUCGGCAUGGUCGUUAUUCAAACCAGGCUUUUUAAAGUUGUAUAAGUUGCUGGGUUGCAAAUAUGUCAGUGUCCACUUUUAUAUUUAUUAUUUCUUAAUUUAUAUUUAUCACUCAUGUAAAUUAUCAAUGUCCUUGUUCAAACAAUCUUUACUUCUGUGUCAGAAAUUGUGCAUAUGUGUUACUAAUUAGAAUGCCACUGUAGAACCUGAUAACGUUACAAAU
This is a messenger RNA of Gadus macrocephalus (Pacific cod), 1712 nucleotides long. RefSeq names its product cyclin-dependent kinase-like 3. The record is from RefSeq and is a predicted model, not a curated record. Lineage: Eukaryota; Metazoa; Chordata; Actinopteri; Gadiformes; Gadidae. Gene Ontology annotation, cellular component: nucleus. Gene Ontology annotation, molecular function: cyclin-dependent protein serine/threonine kinase activity; ATP binding. The transcript has a single exon. The coding region runs from base 1 to 1059 and encodes 352 amino acids. Gene Ontology annotation, biological process: protein phosphorylation.